This is a messenger RNA of Helianthus annuus (common sunflower), 2364 nucleotides long. Its product is annotated as probable leucine-rich repeat receptor-like protein kinase At5g63930. Gene Ontology annotation, molecular function: protein kinase activity; ATP binding; protein binding. The record is from RefSeq and is a predicted model, not a curated record. Lineage: Eukaryota; Viridiplantae; Streptophyta; Magnoliopsida; Asterales; Asteraceae. The transcript has 4 exons. Bases 86 to 2164 code for a protein of 692 amino acids. Gene Ontology annotation, biological process: protein phosphorylation.
AUUUCAAAUCCUCACUCAUUCCCUUCAUUACUUCAUCACCAACCCCAAAACCCACAAAAAAUUCUUUCACCAAAACAACACCACAAUGCACCCCCUCUCUCUCCUCCUCCUUUCUCUCUCUACCCUCAUUCUUGUUCUUCUUUCCAACCCACUACAAACCCUAGCAAAAAAUGAACAUACCCACAAUAAAGAAGUUGAAAUCUUGUUAAAAAUCAAAUCUUUUUUGGACCCAGAUGGUCAAACUUUGAGUUCUUGGAGUUCAAAUGGUACUGGUUACUGUGAUGGGUCAUUUGAGGGUGUUGCUUGUGAUGGGUUGGGUCAAGUGGUGAAUAUUUCUCUUCAGGGUAAAGGGCUUUUGGGUCGGAUACCUUCUGAGAUUGGUCAGCUUGAAAGGUUGUCUGGGUUGUAUUUGCAUUUUAAUGGGUUGCAUGGUGUGAUUCCUAAAGAGAUUGGUGAGUUGACUCAGCUCACUGAUUUGUAUCUCAAUGUGAAUAAUCUUUCUGGGCAGAUUCCUACUGAGCUUGAGAAGAUGGAUAAUCUUCAAGUUUUGCAACUAUGUUACAACCAACUGAGUGGAAGCUUGCCUACACAACUUGGAUCUCUAAAGAAGCUCACUGUCCUUGCUCUUCAAUACAACCAACUAACCGGUGCAAUCCCCGCUACACUCGGGAAUUUAGGGACGUUACAGCGGUUAGACUUGAGCUUUAAUCGCCUCUUUGGCUCGAUCCCAUCGACAAUAGCAGACGCCCCGUUGUUACAAGUGUUGGACGUGCGAAACAAUACGCUUUCAGGCAAUGUCCCGUUAGUUUUGAAGAAACUCGACGAAGGAUUUCAAUAUGCAAACAACCUAGAACUAUGUGGAUCCGGUUUCGCGGAUCUAAAAGUAUGCAAUGCGUCUUUUGAUCCUGAAAGUCCUAAUAAACCUGAGCCGUUUGGACCGCAGUCGAAAGGACUCACACCCAAGGCCAUUCCACAGUCUGCAAAUGUAACCAACGAUCAGUCAAAGUCAAAGUCAACGAGUGCCGGACUUGCUGCUAUACUCGGAGCCGUGUUGACCACCAUGUUAUUAGUUGCCGGAAUCGUUACUUUCAUUUGGUAUCGCCGGAGAAAACAGAGGAUCGGGACCGCCUUUGAGCCAUCCGAUAGUCGAAUUAGUACGGAUCAGUAUCAAGUCAAAGAAGUAGCCAACAGAAGAAGUGCUUCACCUCUCAUAAGCCUCGAGUACUCAAACGGGUGGGACCCGAUGUCAAACGGUCAAACGGGAAGCGGGUUCUUGCAAGAUAUUCCCGAGAGCUACGUGUUCAACGUCGACGAUGUUGAGUCAGCAACUCGGGUUUUUUCCGACUCGUAUUUGUUAGGGAAAGGUAGUUUUUCGGCUACUUAUAGAGGGAUUUUACGCGACGGGUCUAUAGUUGCUAUUAAACGAAUUGCGAAAACGAGCUGCGUGUCGGAUGAAACCGAGUUUUUGAAGGGGUUAAAGAUGCUAACGUCAUUGAAACACGAAAAUCUUCUUCGGUUACGAGGUUUUUGCUGUUCGAAAGGUCGGGGUGAGUGUUUUUUGAUCUAUGAUUAUGUUGCUAAGGGAAACUUGUUGCAGUAUCUUGAUGUUAAGGCUAAAACCGCACCCGUGAAUGUUCUUGAUUGGUCGACUCGGUUUUCGAUUAUCAAAGGCAUUGCUAAAGGUAUCGAGUACCUACACGAGAUCAAAGGAAACAAACCGGCUCUCGUUCAUCAAAACAUAGCAGCCGAGAAAGUGCUUAUCGAUCACCACUACACACCGUUGCUCUCGGGUUCAGGCCUCCACAAACUACUAGCCGACGAUAUCAGAUUUUCGACUCUCAAAGCCAGUGCUGCAAUGGGAUACCUUGCCCCCGAGUACACAACAACGGGCCGGUUUACCGAUAAAAGUGACAUUUACGCGUUCGGGAUGCUCGUUUUCCAAAUUAUCUCGGGAAAAACGAGAAUCGGUUCAUCCAUUCGUCAAGGUGCCGAGUUGUGCAAGUUUGAAGAUUUUGUGGAUGCUAAUCUUGACGGUAAAUUCUCCGAGUCUGGGGCUGUUUUGCUCGGGAAAAUUGCGUUGUUGUGCACGCACGAGUUUGCAAGCUCGAGGCCUACAAUCGUGACCGUGGUUCAAGAACUAAGUGGUGUCGGUUCUACGCAUUGAUUCACUAACCGAUAGUUAUUAGGUUCGAGUUACUCACUCGAACCAGUUAGGGUCUUGUUUUAACUUGCCUUUGGAUCGUGUAAAGUCACGUGUAUGACUUUAUGCGAUCGGGCCUUUCGUUUAGUUUUAACGUAACAUCUGACUGUAACCGUAGUCGGAUUAUUUUAGACUAUAAGUUUCCAAGGUCUCAAAUUUCUUCA